Messenger RNA from Perognathus longimembris pacificus (Pacific pocket mouse), 1278 nucleotides. It is a transcript of the gene Ccdc28a, whose product is annotated as coiled-coil domain containing 28A. Bases 198 to 749 code for a protein of 183 amino acids. The record is from RefSeq and is a predicted model, not a curated record. The transcript has 6 exons. Lineage: Eukaryota; Metazoa; Chordata; Mammalia; Rodentia; Heteromyidae.
AGUGGAAGUGGAUCUCCUGUAAGUCCUUCUACCACCCACUGGUCACUGCUGGGAGCUGGGUGGCGUGGGUCGUGGCUUCGGCGAGCCGGGUGAGGUGUGGAGGCCGCGGCCCGGCCCAGCUGAAGGACCCGACCUGCUUCAGAGUCCGUGCCCGAGUGUUAAGAAACUGCCCUUGGUUCAGCAAGGAACUUGAAAUAAUGGAAGAACGGAAGGUGAAGAGGAGGAGUCCUAAGUCUUUUAGUGCCCACUCUACUCAGGUUAAUGCCAAAAAAAAUGCCAUUCCAGUAAGCAAAAGCACAGGGUUUACAAAUCCUGCCUCACAGUCAACUUCCCAGCGACCAAAAUUAAAAAGAGUUAUGAAAGAGAAGAGCAAACCUCAGGGUGGAGAAGGGAAGGGUGCCCAGGCUACCCCCAUCCAGCACUCCUUCCUCACCGAUGUCUCCGAUGUGCAGGAGAUGGAGCGGGGGCUUCUCAGUCUCCUCAAUGAUUUCCACUCUGGUAAACUUCAAGCAUUUGGAAACGAGUGUUCCAUAGAGCAGAUGGAGCAUGUUCGAGGAAUGCAGGAGAAGUUAGCUCGCUUGAAUUUGGAGCUCUAUGGGGAGUUAGAGGAGCUUCCUGAGGACAAGAGGAAAGCAGCCAGUGACGCCAAUCUCGACAGGCUGCUGUCCGAUUUAGAAGAACUGAAUUCUUCUAUACAAAAGCUACACUUGGCAGAUGCACAAGACGUUCCAAAUACUUCUACCAGCUAAAGUGAAAUGCAACUUGCUUUCUUGGGAUUUGCAGAAGAAGCAGUAUUCGUUACUUUCCCGGCUAAAUCCAGUCGCAGAAUCAUCUUCCACACCAGGAAUUAAAGUCAUUAAUGUGCACUGAUUGUUCCCCCCUACUGCUUUUAGUACACCUGCUCACUGUAAUUCACUGUAACUGGAGGUGAGGGCAUUGGGGAAGGCUUGAAUGGGACAUGCAGUGGAGAGGUCCAGGAGGUCAUGCUGCUGUGCUUUAUACUGUUGCCUUACAGGGUUAUACUUGAAAAUGCAUUGUGCUAAACGCUCUUGCUGGGGCUGGAGGAAUUGUCUUUCCUGUGUGUACCACCCCCACCCCCGGGGGGAUGACAGGUGGGUGGUGCUCAGGCUCACCGCUCCAGUUGUGGUGGGGCAGCCCUGCUUCAGUUUACGUUAGACAAUCAGCACACCCACAGGUGUGUUUGCCAAUGGCCAGUGAUGACAAAAUGUUAAAUAAGUGACAUUUGCUAUUUUUAAUAAAGUGAUUGUUUUAAAUUAA